Messenger RNA from Oryzias melastigma (Indian medaka), 2535 nucleotides. Its product is annotated as nuclear distribution protein nudE homolog 1. Gene Ontology annotation, biological process: vesicle transport along microtubule; mitotic centrosome separation; establishment of mitotic spindle orientation. The coding region runs from base 174 to 1223 and encodes 349 amino acids. Lineage: Eukaryota; Metazoa; Chordata; Actinopteri; Beloniformes; Adrianichthyidae. Gene Ontology annotation, cellular component: kinetochore; centrosome; kinesin complex. Gene Ontology annotation, molecular function: microtubule binding. The transcript is spliced from 9 exons. The record is from RefSeq and is a predicted model, not a curated record.
GUGAUUGACAGGCUCUAGACAAAUAGAGGCAGAGAGUGAGGACGGUGUCUCGCUUGUGAUUGGUCGGUGGGCGUGGCCAACAUGAAUGGCGACUCGCAUUGUUCGACGUCUUCUUAGAACGGAGAGGAACUUUUCCAACUCCAGGUUUUGCGGUGAUCCGCUCCGAGCCGGAGAUGGGAGACCCGCAGCCGCAGUUCGAGUCCCCGCAGGAGGAGCUCCGGUUCUGGAAGGAGCAGGCCGCCAGACACCAGCAGAGUGCCGAGGAGGCGCGGGAGGAGCUGCAGGAGUUCCAGCAGAUGAGUCGGGACUACGAGGCGGAGCUGGAGACGGAGCUGAAGCAGUGCGAGGCCCGAAACCGGGAGCUGCUCGCCACCAACCAACGCCUUCGCACGGAGCUGGAGAACUACAAGGAGAAGUACGAGGCUCAGCACUCCGAGGCGUGCCGGCAGAUCUCCGUCCUGGAGGGAGAGCUCGCCGAGACGUCGGCGGUCCGAGAUCAGCUGCAGAAGUACAUCCGAGAGCUGGAGCAGGCCAACGACGACCUGGAGCGCACCAAGAGGGCCACCAUCAUGUCUCUGGAGGACUUUGAGCAGCGCAUGAACCAGGUCAUCGAGAGGAACGCCUUCCUGGAGAGCGAGCUGGACGAGAAGGAGAACCUGCUGGAGUCGGUGCAGCGGCUGAAGGACGAGGCCCGAGACCUGCGGCAGGAGCUGGCCGUGCAGCAGAAGCAGCAGGUCCAGGACCGGAAGCCGUCGCUCAGCGGGUCGCUCAAAGGCCCGCCGACCUCCAGCGGACCGCCCACGCCGCCUCUCACCCCCCCCGACAGAAGAGCAGAGGACAAAGUCGCCUCCAAGCCGCCGCCAUCGUCCUCCGCCGUCACGCCGCCCAGACCUGCCGCCCCCACAGACAACUUCUCCUCGCCGCCGCCGUCCAUCAGCAGAGGUGAGGCCCUUUCAGCCACGCCCCUCACCACGUCGGCCAGGAUCUCGGCUCUGAACAUCGUGGGUGAACUUCUGAGGAAAGUCGGGAGUCUGGAGUCCAAACUGGCGUCGUGUCGCGAGUUCGUGCAGGAGCAGGCGUCCUCCCGCCGGAGCGUCCCCGGAGGAGCGGGAGCGCCGGCCGGACACAGCAGCCCCCCCGACGGCCGCCCCGCCAACGGGCUGUACAACCGCAGCCUGGUGAAGAGGCUGGACUUCAGCGCAGGAUCCAAGCUGCUGCUGUGAGAGCGUCCCUCCCAGCGCCGGGAGCCUGUCGCCAUGGAAACCUCAGAGGACGGUCCACAUCACAGCUUCUCUUUAGCACUUAGUCUGAUCUCUGCGCCCCUCACUGUGAAGACGGAAACGUUUAUCCUCCCAGAAAAGGAAAGUUUGAGCUGGAAGAUCAGAGGAAUGAAGGAACCUGUGAAGAAACGGACUCUUUAGAGCAGAUUCUGGACGUUUACGGGGACGAUAGAUGUAGUUUGACGGCACUAAGAAGAGAAAACACAAACGAGUCACUUUGAGUUGGAGCUCUGGAUGGUUUGUGUCUCCUGGAUCAAAUCCUCCUUCAGCUUCUCACUUUUAUUGAAGCUAAAUCAAAGUUUGUGUUUGAACACUGGAGGUCACUUUCAGUCACUUUAGUGGAAGAUCAGCUGAUGAGGAUGGUGUUGGAAGCACAGAGCGCUGCUGUUCUGAUCUAAUUAUAGAUUUAUCAGCAGAAAGAUGAAACGAAUGGAGUUUCAAGGUUUCUGCUGCAGAGGAACUGGAGCUCCUGCUUCAUUUUGGUGAAGUUUUAUGUCGUUUGUGUGGAAGCAGAAAGUGGGGAACCUAAACAUUUAGAGGAAAAGUUUUUUUGGAUGCAUUUAUUUUUUUGGAAACCUUUACGGAUCUUCAGACCCCUAGUGGCCGUCCACGGUUUCACACGCUGCCUUCAGGUUCCUAACGGAACCGUCUUUGAGGACGUUUAUGUGUCAAACUUCAGUUAAAGCAUAACGAAUCCGUCCUAAAACAAGUCUAAACCUGCUGUUUAGUUAUUGAUUUUUUUAUAUUUUUUAUUUAAACUGGAACAUUUAAACUUCCGGUUGAAAAAUGUUAUUUGUUCCUGUUUGUGCAGCAGCACAUUUUACUGUUCGAUGGAGAGUUUGUUGGAUUUAACCUUUUAACACUAGUGUGUUUGUUUUUUGAUUUACUAUAACUUUUCUACCAUUAACAGCAUCAUUCCAGCAGAUUUUGAAGGAGAAAAGCGUCUUUUCUCCUUCAAAAUCUGCUGGAAUGAUGGAGUUAACAGUUAAAAAUUUACUGUAUCUUGAAGAUUUUGUGUUAAUCAGUAACUCCGCCCCCUAAAGAUCACCAUGGCAACUCUACAUCCUUCAGGUGGACUGAAUUUUAAAAGAAAUGUUGGUCAUGUUGAAAAGUUUGGCUCUUUACGCUGCCGAGGGCUCCAUCUGGUGGCCGAAAGUGGAAUGACAGGAAGCUGGAAUGAUCCAGACGGAUCAGAUUUAAAAGGUUCUGAGGAGCUAAAUGUUAUUUGAAACUCAAAUAAAAAAGUGGAAAAAAA